AUGUCCGACGUUUCCAGAUCCAGCGAGUGUCGCGUCCAGGAUGGAUCGCCCUUCUUUACCAAGUUCCCUCCCGAGAUCCGCCGCUGCAUCUACCGCGAGGCCUUUGGGGAUCGCCGAGUUCACAUUAUUUCCAAAGAGACUCACUACAUCACUCCUCAGAAGGAUAUGUCGAUGCAUGUUUCACGCUGCUGGACGCACCAUGUCUGCGUCCGAGAGAUCCUCGACAAUGAUGAUGCUGCCCAUCCUCACCACGAGGACAAGGACAAGUCGUGUCGUCUGGCCACACAGAUCCUUCGCACCUGCAAGCAGGCGUUUGAAGAAGGGGUUCAUCUGUUGUACACCUCCAACGUCUUUGCCUUUGAUGGGGGCCACAACAUGAGCCACUUCCAAGACACCUUCCUCCCCGCCAGCCUCAUCAGAUACAUCGAGGUGUACUCGAACACCAUGGUUUUCGGGGGUGACGAUGUGAGACCGAUGGCAGGGGAGCUUGACACCAUCACCCAGGCCCUGGAGAAGCGGCAGACACCCGUCGAGCUGCGAAUCAACUUUUCAGUCAAAAGCUCGCCGAACUAUGACCCCCGGAAAGCCGAGGAAAUAACCCACGAGCGGGCGAUGGGUAGUCUGGUAGCGUGCUUUGCAGGAGAGUUCCUUGACGUCUUCUUCGGCGUGGACCGUUGUCGCCUGGACAUUGACCUGCACUACAGGCUGAAAGACGGGUUUGAAUACUCGCUGCAGAGGGUGGCUCCUGUCGGCUUGGGAACUCCACCUGUCAAUAUCACGUUCUUUCAUUAUGCUGAUGAAGAGGAUGAGGAGUUGGACGAAGAAACAGAGGAUUGA
This is a messenger RNA of Fusarium falciforme, 837 nucleotides long. RefSeq lists its product as hypothetical. The record is from RefSeq and is a predicted model, not a curated record. The coding region runs from base 1 to 837 and encodes 278 amino acids. The transcript has 2 exons. NCBI's taxonomy places the organism in Eukaryota, Fungi, Ascomycota, Sordariomycetes, Hypocreales, Nectriaceae.